Strongylus vulgaris is the source of this 407-nucleotide messenger RNA. The record is from the annotation of a GenBank genome assembly. Lineage: Eukaryota; Metazoa; Nematoda; Chromadorea; Rhabditida; Strongylidae.
AUGAUUGCGGCACAUUUCAUUGACGAUCAUAUGAUGCCUCAGUCUGUGGUCCUUGGCGUGACGCUAAUUCCUGACAUGGCGACAUCAGAUGACCUGAAUGUUUUGCUUUCAAAGGUUAUGAAUGACUAUGACAUUGAAGAAGAGAAGCUUCACAUUGUUGCAAACAACUCGCCCUUAGAGAAUGCCUUCACCAUAGCAAAUAUCAAAAUUCUAAAUGGAUUUUCUGAAAAAUUAGAGGAGGCUCUUGAUUACGGUAUGGGUAUGCUUCUGCUUCUCAAUAGAAACCUAAUCAACCGUUUAAACAACAUCCAACACAACUUGCGCAAGCAUGAUUUGACGAAAAAUUCGCAUCCUUGUAGCAGAUUAAGGUCAAAACCCUACGGUAAGCUUACAGAGGUAAGGUGAUU